AGGAGAAAGAUGUGUGUGCUGCUGACAGACCCUCGUCUCUUCAUCUGAUCUCUGCUCAGAAUGCAGGCGCUCUCCACGGACACUUCGGGGGAAACUUUCAAGAAGAUGAGGCUGGAAAAUAUGAAGAACGAGAAGUUUCAGUGCUUCUCUGAUUACGACAGAGACGCACCGACAGCAGCUUUGGUUGACACUCAGGAUCAACGAAACAAGAAGAAGAAAAGCAUGAAGUCCAGCAGACCUGCAGGAGCAGAAGGCGAAGCGGCGAGACACGUCGGAGUAGAUCUUCAAGGAUAUGACCUAUGGAAGAGAUUUCAUGAGAUCGGCACAGAGAUGAUCAUUACCAAAGCUGGGAGGAGAAUGUUCCCCUCUGUCCGAGUCAAAGUCCACAACCUGGAUCCUGACCAGCAGUACUCCAUUGCCAUGGACAUCGUUCCUGUGGACUCAAAGAGAUACAGGUAUGUGUAUCACAGCUCUCAGUGGAUGGUGUCUGGAAACACCGAUCAGUCCUGCGUCGCUCCUCGUCUGUGUGUCCACCCGGACUCGCCGUCGUCGGGACAGACCUGGAUGAGACAGCUCAUCAGCUUCGAUCGUGUCAAACUCACCAACAAUGAGAUGGACGACAAAGGCCACAUAAUCCUGAAGUCCAUGCACAAGUACAGGCCACGCAUCCACGUCGUUCAGCACAGAGCUGGCGAAGGCCUGUCCGAGACUCUGCCAGCGGACGGCGUCCACAGCUUCUCCUUCUCUGAGACUCAGUUCACCACGGUCACCGCCUACCAGAACCAGCAGAUAACAAAACUGAAGAUCGACAGGAAUCCUUUUGCCAAGGGCUUCAGGGAACGAAAUGGCGUGCCGGAUGGGAUGCUGGAGUCGUACGCGUGGCCCAGUCCUUUAAACCUGGACUUCAGAUCGUUUGCUGUGGAGCUGCAGGGCAGGUGUGGUGGAUCUCCAGCAGCUGUUCCCGUCACGUUCUCCAGGCCUCCGUGCUGCAGCAGCGUUCUCUCUUACAGAACCUUCUGCAGCAUCUGUCUGGGCAGACUCUGCGCUUACGGCGCCCUCCAGCCCGUGUUAGACCUGUCCUUCACGAAAGCAGAGCGCUGGCUCCAGGACUCUGGCUUCAGAAGUGCUUCGGCUGGAUGGGGUCGAGCUCAGAAAGACGACAGAGAGCCAGGCUUUGCGUCUCCCUACAUCUACAGGUUCCCCCGCUUCUCUUCUGUUACUCGUCACCUGAAGCAGACUCCUGCUGAGAGUCUGUUCACUAACCGGCCCUGACACCAGACACGCGCUCUAGUGAGGGCACUCGUUCCUGACCCGAGGACCAUCCACUCACACAGAAACUGAAACCUACUUCCUCACAGUGUGUGAAUAGUACCA
This is a messenger RNA of Puntigrus tetrazona (Sumatra barb), 1374 nucleotides long. RefSeq names its product T-box transcription factor 22 (gene tbx22). The record is from RefSeq and is a predicted model, not a curated record. The transcript has 8 exons. Gene Ontology annotation, molecular function: RNA polymerase II cis-regulatory region sequence-specific DNA binding; DNA-binding transcription factor activity, RNA polymerase II-specific. Lineage: Eukaryota; Metazoa; Chordata; Actinopteri; Cypriniformes; Cyprinidae. Gene Ontology annotation, biological process: regulation of transcription by RNA polymerase II; positive regulation of DNA-templated transcription; vasculogenesis. Gene Ontology annotation, cellular component: nucleus. Bases 61 to 1272 code for a protein of 403 amino acids.